Messenger RNA from Pangasianodon hypophthalmus (striped catfish), 3171 nucleotides. It is a transcript of the gene lpar3, whose product is annotated as lysophosphatidic acid receptor 3. The transcript is spliced from 5 exons. The coding region runs from base 362 to 1429 and encodes 355 amino acids. Gene Ontology annotation, cellular component: membrane. The record is from RefSeq and is a predicted model, not a curated record. Gene Ontology annotation, biological process: G protein-coupled receptor signaling pathway. Gene Ontology annotation, molecular function: lysophosphatidic acid receptor activity. Lineage: Eukaryota; Metazoa; Chordata; Actinopteri; Siluriformes; Pangasiidae.
GAAUUCCACGCAGACACACAAGCUCAGGAUUAAAGUGAGAACCCUGGAGCUGAGAAGAGGCGACACUACAGACUCCACCACUGUGCUGCCCGGAUUAGAGAAUACACAGAUGAAGUGAGACGCUUGGGAUCAUCACUGUGAGCACACUGUUGCGCCGGUUCCCUGGGCGGGAAUCGAACCCGAGCCACAGCAGUGAGAGCACUGUGACCUAACCACUAGACCUCCAGGGACCCUAAUGUACUAGAGAGAACAAGGAAGAACCUCGCAUGGACUGCAGGAGUGGAGUACACUCAAAAGCGACAGAUCACUUCAUCUGGCCCACGUUCUGCAUGUCGUACUGAGCAAUUUUAUUCUGCACAAGAUGUCCAGUCAGAACGAGUGUUACUAUGGGGAGCAGAUGGGUUUUUUUUACAAGAAAACCAAUUCGACCACUGAAAACUGGGAGUCCACGCAUCUGAUUGUGCUUCAGUGUGUGGGCUGCAUCUUCUGUUGCUUCAUCCUGGUGUCCAACGCAAUGGUCAUCACCGCUGUAAUCACCAACAUCCGGUUUCACUACGCAUUCUAUUAUCUUGUGGCCAACCUUGCUGCCUCAGACCUUCUUGCUGGGAUCGCAUAUUUGUAUCUCAUUUUCAACACUGGUGCAGUGUCCCAAACACUGACUGUGCAGAAGUACUUUCUUCGGCAGGGCAUGUUGGACACAAGCCUCUCGGCCUCACUUGCCAACCUGCUGGUGAUUGCUCUGGAGCGCUACAUCUCCAUCAUGAACUGGAAAGUACACAGUAACCUUACAAAGCGGCGGGUAACCCUCUUGAUCGUGCUGGUUUGGGGCUUCUCCAUCAUUAUGGGUGCAGUACCAAGCCUGGGCUGGAACUGCAUCUGCAGUAUUGACCAGUGCUCACUGCUGGCACCAAUCUUCAGCAGGAGCUACCUGAUCUUCUGGUCUGCAUUAAACCUGGGGAUUUUCAUCAUAAUGGUAGCCAUAUACAUAAGGAUAUAUGUCUAUGUUAUGAAGAAAACACGUGUCUUAAAUGACCAUGCCACUGGAUCUUUGAAACGCAAGAAGACACCAAUCAAGCUCAUUAAAACAGUGAUGACUGUAUUGGGGGUGUUUGUGAUCUGUUGGACACCUGGUCUUGUUGUGCUCCUCCUGGAUGGCUUAAAAUGUGAGCAGUGUAAUUUGCUGAAGUUUAAGCGGUGGUUUCUUCUUCUGGCUGUCCUCAACUCUGUGAUGAACCCUAUCAUAUACUCUUACAAGGACGAAGAAAUGUGGGCCACCAUCAAGAAUUUGCUGCGAUGUGUAUGUAAUGGCACCCGUCGCCAGAGGUCAUCUAGGGCCAACACUCGUCAUACCACCUCAAGCACAGAAAUGAGUACCAGUCUACGUCUCUCAGAGGAGAAAAAGACAACACAGGACAUGCUGAAGACCUAAUAGCUCUGCUUUUUUACAUGGCAAUGAAUUUUCAUGUACAGUUUCCUUCUGAACAAUGUCAUGCGAAAAAUCCAACCGCUCCUUUUAAAUGGUGUGAUUUGUUAUUAGCAAGAGACUUAAAGCAUCAUUGUUCUGUUUGACCUCAAUAAUUUGUUAGUACUGUACUUUCAGGUUUUUUUUUUUUUUUUUUUUUGAGUGCCGUAGAAAUUGUAUAGUAUGUUAACCUUGAGCCUGAGUUGAAUUUUUUUUUAUUAUUUUAUGUGUGUGGUACUAUAAGUCAUGUGUCUUUUUACGUAUAAGUCUAGCACUUUUUUUUUAUUAUUAUAUCUAUAAAAAUGAAAUGCACAAAUAGCCAGAACUGUGGAUUUGUAACUACUGUGUUUUAUUUUAAAGCUAAUCUUCUCAUUGGUUUGAAUAUAAAGUACAAUUUAUUGAUACAAAUGUGUUUCUCAAUUUUAUAUGGACUCAACAAAGGCCACCAGGGCCUUCAGUUCUUUAUGAGCUCCAACAUGUCAUCAACCAGAGGAAAGGACUCAGAGAAUCACAGUAUCACAGACCAAAAACAAGACAGUCUGUCCCAUUUAGAUCUUUUGUACAAGCCUUUAAAAAUUCAUUCAAUCACUCAUUCAUUAACCACUUUAUCCUGCUAGGGCUUGCAGUCCUUGGAAACUGAGCAUGAGGCAAAAAUACACCCUUAUAUGGGAUGCCAGUCCAUUGCAGGCUUUUCAAACUGUUAUUCAGUAGUCUCUGCCUGCCUUGACAAGUCCCAACAGUAUGCUACUACAUCUAGACUCAUAGUUUUACCAAGGAGCUGACUAGAGCCAAGAUGAACUGUUGUGCAACCUGCAUGAAAAUAAAAAAGACACGCCGCCUUCUUGUGUCUCUGUGGUUAGCUGUGUCUAGGCACGUCUUUCCCACAUUUCAACGUAGUAAAGUGAUAUAGUCAUCCUAAAAAUCGUGGGAAUAUUACAAAAGACAAUGCUACAAAGAAAUAAGACAACAAUCAAAAGAUUUCCUUUCUUUAAUAUGGCAUUUAUAAUCCAAGGUAAGAAGAAAUACCAGCGCAGACACAGGCAUGGCUGCGAACCUGUUUUUCCUCUUCUAUCAGUGGGAUGGUCUCAGAUGCAUUACUCAUUGCCCCAGUCUGACGCAAUGCAUGCUGUGGCUGACUAUGUGAGUUUAGGUGGUAUUGCAACCUUCUACAUUAUUGUAGGCAUACCUUAUGUCAUGUCAUACUAAAAUCCCUUGGACCUUUGUACAGAUUUUUGUGGAAUAACCCGCUUUACUGUCUCUUCCAUGCUUAGGAGUGAAUCCCAGGGCCCUUUCAACAUGAACUUAUGCAACUCCUCAUCAUGUGAAUCAAGUCAGUUUGUCACGUUAAUAAAAUGCAUGAAUUGCCCUUCCUGUGAAGAUCGCAAUCUCACAGUAAUUAUGACCAACCACAUUUUUAUUAAUAGCUGCUGUAGAGAGAAAGCAUAUACAUACUGAAAACACAUGCAAGCGCCUCGUUAUAGUAUCUAAUAUUCAUUCAGUGGGCUGCAUCUUGAGAUGUCAAGGUGAAUUGGUCCUUUUGAGUCUAGGUGCUUUCCUGGUCACAAUUGCUAAUUGACUGCAUUCGGAGAAAAUUGUUGGCUUUUGGUUGCUAUGGUACCUUGUGAUGUAUACAGAUAGAGUGUCAGUUAGGGCGGAAGAGCAGAGCUUAUCUGAACAGCUGAGAAAAAGGUACGAAAAGCACAAGCAGG